AUGACCAGCGGCCAGCAGUGCCGCCAGAACGCCGCCCGGGCGACCGUCAUGCUCCCGGUUAAGAUCGUUGACGGCAAAUUUGGAGUGCCGCUCCGGGAGAGGCUGCUGACGGGCAACGCUGGAGGACGGGAGGGAGUCGUCGUCGUCGUCUUCUUGAAGGAGUGCAUUUUGGCCGCAGGAAUGGGCGAUGGAAUGCACCGCAGCUUUGCAAUGAGACGCACGUGGCUCUGCUUCUUGCUCGCCAGUCUCACCUGCCGCCCGUGCCUCCAGCAGGAGGCGACGGGAACGCCCACCGAGGCAGAAUUAAUUAACAACAUCACCGUGUUCACGCGUAUCCUGGACGGACUGCUGGACGGCUACGACAACAGGCUGCGCCCCGGAUUGGGAGAAAAGGUGACAGAGAUCAAAACCAACAUUUUUGUCACCAGCUUCGGUCCUGUUUCGGACACGGAAAUGGAGUACACCAUCGACGUGUUCUUCCGCCAGAGCUGGAAAGACGAGCGUCUGUGCUUCGAAGGCCCCAUGAAGAUGCUGCCACUCAACAACCUUCUAGCCAGCAACAUCUGGACGCCUGACACCUUCUUCCUGAAUGGAAAGAAGUCCAUUGCGCACAACAUGACCACGCCCAACAAGCUCCUGAGGCUGCAGGACGACGGCACGCUGCUCUACACCAUGAGACUGACCAUAUCUGCAGAGUGCCCCAUGCAACUGGAGGACUUCCCCAUGGACGCGCAUGCCUGUCCUCUUAAGUUUGGAAGCUACGCAUACCCGGUCUCGGAGGUGGUCUACACGUGGGAUAAGGGGGCAGCCAAGUCGGUGGUGGUCGGCGAGGAGGGCUCCAGGCUCAACCAGUACCACCUGAUUGGUCAGACGGCCGGCACUGAGGACAUCUCCACCAGCAGAGGUCAGUACACGGUGAUGAUGGCUCACUUCUACCUGAAAAGGAAGAUCGGCUACUUCGUCAUCCAGACGUACAUGCCGUGCUUCAUGACCGUCAUCCUGUCGCAGGUCUCCUUCUGGCUCAACCGUGAGUCCGUGCCCGCGCGCACCGUCUUCGGUGUGACCACGGUGUUGACCAUGACCACGCUCAGCAUCAGCGCCCGCAACUCGCUGCCCAAAGUGGCCUACGCCACCGCCAUGGACUGGUUCAUCGCUGUGUGCUACGCCUUCGUCUUCUCCGCCCUCAUCGAGUUUGCCACGGUCAACUACUUUACCAAGCGCAGCUGGGCCUGGGAUGGCAAGAAGGCCAUGGAGGCCCAACAGCCCAAACGUAAGGACCCCUUGGCGCUGUCCAAGAAACCCAACAACGCCUGCGCGGCCGGCGUCAACUACACGGCCAACCUGACCAAGGAUGCGUCCGUGUCCACCAUUUCCAACAGCACGUCCGUGCAGCUCAAGGCGGCCCCCGAGGCCAAGGGCGCCGACCCCAAGAAGACGUACAACAGUGUCAGUAAGAUCGACAAGAUGUCCCGCAUUGUGUUCCCCGUGCUGUUCGGCACCUUCAACUUGGUCUACUGGGCCACUUAUCUCAACCGGGAGCCCGUCAUCAAGGGAGCCGUUUAGAUGGAACUUAAGGCGCAAAAGCCAGCAAGCACUUAACGUUCCAAAAUGUCGCCGUCUUGUUUUCAUUUGAGGUAAUUUCAUUGCAUGUUGCUUCUGCUACACCUAAACUUUCCUUCGUUGCCAUGUUUUUCCACAUUUUAAGUGUUUGGAUUUGAUUGUCCUUCUCUCCGGAAAAAGGGACAGGAGGCAUCGUGCCGCAGUACAGCGAGGUUAAUUGUUAGCUGGGAAAAAUACCUGACGGAUUUCGUCAAAUUGGUAGCAAAUAUGAACCAGUUACGCUGAGUGAUGCUCAAUUGUAAACAUUUUGGAUUUUUUUUUUUGUUGUCAUUUUGUGUGGCCAGAGUAUAGUGGCAAAAUUGUACAAUUUGCUGUAAAAUUACAAACUAAUAACUACGCAAUUUUCCAUUAGCAAUGUGGAAUUUGUAAAACAUGUCUAUUAAGACCCACAAAACACAUCGACAGGAAAGAAAACAUUUCCGUUUGAAGCGGCUAUGUUGGGGUCACUUUCAAAGGUCGGUUAAAAAAUAGGAAACAAACUCAACACGUUUGGGAAGUCAGCCCCCGAAGCCAUUUUGACCUAACCACAGGGACAUUGGUAGCUGUGUCUAUCAAGAGUGGAUCCACAAAAAAAAAGACUCAAGAAACCAUGCCGGAAAAGACAUCGGAAGUCAGACGUUUUGGUUUAAAGCAGCCGUCAUUUUCAGCGGGUUAUAAAAAUGGGACACCACAGUUUUGAAAAUUCUAUCACUUAGCAACCCCAAACAUUUGGAACCAAUUCCAUCAAGAAUAGUUCCAUAAGAAAAGUCUUAAGAAACCAGACACAGGAAGUCGGCCGUUUUGAUUUGGACCAACCAUUUUUGACUAUUUUCUGGAGUCAAUGAAACGUAUUAAACUAACUCCUUAACUUGAAAAUUCAGCUGCUGGAGCUAAUUCCACUUAACGAAAAAAAAAAACUUCUAUCAAAAAUAGACACACAAAGAGUCUCAAGAAACCCCACCUGAAACCACACAGGAAGUCAGACAUUUUGGUUUGAAAUGGCCAUUUUGGGUCAGGUUUGCCCUAUUUCCAGAUGUGUCUUCAAAAACAAAUUUGAACUCUCAAUUUUCAAACUGUUUUUUCAUUGAGCGCAGCAUGGCAGCAAGGCCAAAUGCUAUGCAAAAAGUUGUGAUUCUUUUUGUUCUUGGCCCACAGCAGCUUGUGUAUAGCUUUUUUGAAUGUUUUUUUUGUACAAAUGUGGACAUGUCGCAAAGCCAUGCCAGCCAACGUGUGAUGCCUUCAGAGUGCUCUUGGCGCACUCAUAAAUGUUUGGAUUUUUUUUUUGGCACCCUCCCCCUCUGAAAAUGUACUUUAUUCUUAUUUUAUUGCAACUUCUUUUUCCAGGAAAAAAAAUCAACGAGGAAUAGAACACAUUUCUUGCAAAAACAUCAGUUUUUUUCAGGUAAUGUAACUUUUUUUUCUCCAAAAAUGUCGAUUUUUUUUUUUUUGUUCUAUGUAAUUGAAUUACAUUUUUCUGCAUAAAUAUAGAUGAAAUCUAAUGAGUAACUUGUUAUGCUGUCUCAAUUAUAUAGUACUUUUACCUUACUUUCAAUUUGGAUUUUGGUGUGCUCAAUUUGUGUUUAGCUCUCAUAAAUUUCUGCCUUCAUUUUCUUUUUGGUGUGGCUUUAAUGCUCGUCGUCUUUAAUGCUCUUUGGUACUUUAUUCUUCCUAUCCACGUCGUCGUGUUUUUUUAAAUGCCUUUUUUCCUGCAAAAAAAAUGUAUUAUUUAUGUAUACCUGUAUUUCCAUUUAUUUAGCAGCAGCACCACAACACUAGUAUCGGAUUCGUUUUGAUUGAAUACAGUGACGCCUUUGAACGACUUUAGUGUGGUUUUUAUGAGUUUUGAAAAAAACCUUCCAUGUAUUUGUUUCUGUCUCCUGAGAAUUCUGAAAUAUGAAUGCAAUGUAUAUGCCUCCUGAGUGGCCUGUCACCAUUUUAAAAGAAACUUUUUCGGAGCACAUGGAUGUAUGAUACUUAUCACAUGAAAGUGCAUUUUUAAUAUGGGCUGUUCUUCAAGUGCAAAUAACUGAAGCAAUAAAUAAUGCUUUCUCGGAAAAAAAACCCCUAAAAAAAAAAAGAACAACCAUCA
Molecule: messenger RNA, 3688 nt
Organism: Hippocampus zosterae (dwarf seahorse)
Lineage: Eukaryota; Metazoa; Chordata; Actinopteri; Syngnathiformes; Syngnathidae
Gene: gabra5
Product: gamma-aminobutyric acid type A receptor subunit alpha5
Exons: 11
Coding region: 1-1563 (520 amino acids)
Biological process (GO): signal transduction; synaptic transmission, GABAergic; nervous system process
Cellular component (GO): GABA-A receptor complex; neuron projection; synapse
Molecular function (GO): GABA-gated chloride ion channel activity; transmitter-gated monoatomic ion channel activity involved in regulation of postsynaptic membrane potential; inhibitory extracellular ligand-gated monoatomic ion channel activity
Source: RefSeq, a predicted model, not a curated record